AUGAUUCAAUUGAAAGAAAACAUGUCCAAUCCUCUUCCAUCCCAACUAGAGGACCAAUUCUACCAUGUGGAUGCAAGCGAUCGUAUCGUUGGGGGCUCGGUGGCAACUGAGGGUAGCGUGCCUUAUAUGGCUGCCUUGAGAGUUGGAUUCCUCACCAAGUGGUUAAUUUGUGGUGGAUCUAUAAUCACCGACCGGCAUGUAUUAACAGCGGCGCACUGCAUUGACGCCGUUCAUAGUGAUCGUACCUUUAGAUCCCUUCGCGUCGUUGUUGGUACAAAUCGAUGGUACUAUGGCGGACAAACGCACACAGUAGCUAAAAUGAUAACACACGAGAAUUGGAACUCUUCAACCGUCAAGAACGAUAUCGGUUUUGCAGGUGGAACACUAUCAAGUGUUCUGUUGGAGCUGAUCGUUUACACGGUGGACGGAAGUACUUGCUCGCGAGCUAUCGACGAACAUUGUGAUCUUUCAGGACAGAAUAUCAAAUACGAGCCGGAAAUUGAACUGUGUGCCUACAAUACUGAUGGAAGGGGCGGUGAUUCGGGCGGCGCUCUCGUGCUGGCCGGCGGGGAGCAGGUGGGGCUGCUGUCGUGGGGCUGCGCGUGCGGCGGCGCGCCCGCCGUGUUCGCGCGGCUCGGCGCUUACAGGGAGUGGGUGCGGGGGGUGUUAGUCAAUGAAUAA
Melitaea cinxia (Glanville fritillary) is the source of this 681-nucleotide messenger RNA. RefSeq names its product chymotrypsin-1-like. Gene Ontology annotation, molecular function: serine-type endopeptidase activity. The record is from RefSeq and is a predicted model, not a curated record. NCBI's taxonomy places the organism in Eukaryota, Metazoa, Arthropoda, Insecta, Lepidoptera, Nymphalidae. Bases 1 to 681 code for a protein of 226 amino acids. Gene Ontology annotation, biological process: proteolysis. The transcript has 5 exons.